Eruca vesicaria subsp. sativa (arugula) is the source of this 1561-nucleotide messenger RNA. The record is from the annotation of a GenBank genome assembly. Lineage: Eukaryota; Viridiplantae; Streptophyta; Magnoliopsida; Brassicales; Brassicaceae.
GAGAAACAAACACAAAGAGCAAAGCUAAUCUCUCAGAAGUAAAUCAAUCAUGGGUCAAGGUCCAUCCGGAGGUUUAAACCGUCAAGGAGACAAGAAGCCCGAUGGCGGCGACAAGAAAGAGAAGAAGUUCGAGCCGGCGGCGCCACCGUCUCGCGUCGGGAGGAAGCAGCGUCGUCAAAAAGGUCCAGAAGCGGCGGCGCGGCUCCCUACGGUGACUCCUUCCACCAAGUGCAAGCUCAGGCUCCUUAAGAUGGAGCGGAUCAAGGAUUACCUCUUGAUGGAGGAAGAGUUUGUGGCGAAUCAGGAGAGGCUGAAGCCUCAGGAGGAGAAGGCGGAGGAAGAUAGAUCUAAGGUCGAUGAUCUCCGCGGGACGCCGAUGAGCGUUGGGAACUUGGAGGAGUUGAUUGAUGAGAAUCACGCGAUUGUUUCGUCUUCCGUUGGGCCUGAGUAUUACGUUGGGAUCUUGUCUUUUGUUGAUAAAGAUCAGCUCGAGCCUGGGUGCUCGAUUUUGAUGCAUAAUAAGGUUCUCUCUGUUGUUGGGAUACUGCAAGAUGAAGUGGAUCCGAUGGUGUCUGUGAUGAAAGUGGAGAAGGCUCCUUUGGAGUCGUAUGCUGAUAUUGGUGGGUUAGAAGCUCAGAUUCAGGAGAUUAAGGAGGCUGUUGAGUUGCCUUUGACUCAUCCUGAGUUGUAUGAGGAUAUUGGGAUUAAGCCGCCUAAAGGUGUGAUUUUGUAUGGUGAGCCUGGAACUGGGAAGACUCUACUUGCUAAGGCGGUGGCCAACUCUACAUCAGCUACUUUCUUGAGAGUUGUUGGUAGUGAACUGAUUCAGAAGUAUUUGGGAGAUGGUCCCAAGCUUGUGAGGGAGCUUUUCAGAGUUGCUGAUGACCUUUCACCAUCAAUCGUCUUCAUUGACGAGAUUGAUGCUGUUGGUACCAAGCGGUAUGAUGCAAACUCAGGAGGAGAGCGUGAGAUCCAAAGAACUAUGUUGGAACUUCUGAACCAGCUUGAUGGAUUUGAUUCAAGAGGAGACGUAAAGGUCAUCCUUGCAACAAACAGAAUCGAGAGUCUUGACCCUGCACUUCUUCGACCUGGACGUAUUGAUAGAAAGAUCGAAUUCCCACUUCCAGAUAUCAAAACCAGAAGACGCAUCUUCCAGAUACACACAUCGAAGAUGACUCUGUCGGAAGAUGUAAACUUGGAAGAGUUUGUCAUGACAAAGGAUGAGUUCUCAGGAGCUGAUAUCAAAGCUAUUUGCACUGAAGCUGGUCUGCUUGCUCUCAGGGAGCGUCGUAUGAAGGUGACGCAUCCGGAUUUCAAGAAAGCAAAGGAGAAGGUUAUGUUCAAGAAGAAAGAAGGCGUCCCUGAAGGCCUUUACAUGUAAUCAUAUCAUCGUCGUCGUCUUUCCCUACUCUUUGCUUUAUGAUACAUUUGCUUCUACUUUUUUUGAACAACAUUUGCUUCUGCUUAGGAUCUAUGGAGUGUAUGUCAUCAGAUUUCCUUUAAAAUAACAAUUCGUUUUCAUUUACAUUUACGAUGAGUACUACUACUUUCACAAUAUCAG